GCGGCUGUCCAAGCGCAGCGCAAUUCUCACUCCAAGUCCUUUUGAGCCAAGACCCAGAGCGCAUAUAUCUCUCUCUCUCACAUUAAUAUACUUUUAAAAACAUUUUUUUUUUUUUUAAUGCAAAACAACAAACCUCACACAUUAGUGAAGUUUUUCUAAUUCUGCAUUGAAUUGCAUGAUUUUUUUUAUCCUUAAGGACACUUUUCCUCGUUGCGCACCGCGUGUUGCGGGAUUUUUGAGCCGAAACACAAGCGGGGACAUUCUCAAAUGCAAAAGUACAUGUAUGAGAAAGCGAUGGCCCAAGAGACAAGGAACGGAGGAACCUCUACGUUAAACAACAACAACGGUGUGGACAACAGCAAGAAGAAGCUGCUCAUUGCGCUCGACAUCUUCUGUCUGCUCCUGGCUAUGCUGCCCAGCCUGGUCCUGCACCGCUCCUCUGUUCGCCCGUACCAGAGGGGCUUCUACUGCAGCGACUCCAGCCUCAAAUACCCCUACAAGAGGAGCACCGUCUCCUCCGCGGUGCUCACGGCCGUCGGGUUGACACUGCCCACGGUGUCCAUUGUGAUUGGAGAAUGCUUCAGGAUUCACCAACUACGCGAGGGAACCAAGUCUUUCGUCAGCAAUCCCUAUGUGGCUGCCCUCUACAAGCAGAUGGGCGUGUUUCUCUUUGGAUGUGCCGUCAGCCAGUCAUUCACCGACAUCGCCAAGGUGUCGGUGGGCCGCAUGAGGCCCCACUUCUUAGAUGUGUGUAAGCCGGAUUACUCCACCAUCGACUGCUCACUGGGAUACAUCACCAACUACACCUGCACUGGCGAAGAGAGCGAUGUACAGGAGGCCAGGAAAUCCUUCUUCUCAGGACAUGCCUCUUUCUCAAUGUAUACCAUGCUCUACCUGGCUUUCUACCUCCAGUCCAGGUUUUCGUGGCGCGGCGCCCGUCUCCUCCGCCCGCUGCUCCAGUUCACCCUGCUGAUGAUGGCCUUCUACACCGGCCUGUCGCGCGUCUCCGACCACAAGCACCACCCGACCGACGUCCUGGCGGGUUUCGUGCAGGGAGCCCUGGUGGCCUACUGCAUAGUGUUCUACGUGUCGGACCUGUUCAAGCCCAGGGUGAAGCCGGCCACGCCCCCGCCCUCCCCCAUCAAGAAGGAGCUGCUCCCUUCGUCCGACAUCAUCGAGAGGAACAACCACCACAACAUGGUGUGAGAGAGCGAGAGAGAGAGAGAGACGCCACUUCUUCCUGUGACUUGAGGAGCCGAUCGCAGCGCUGCUCGCCUCCCAUCGGACAGUAGAAUGUAGCGACGACAGACUGUAGCUGCUCCUCAACACGGCACCCUCCUCCUCCUUUUUUUUGUUGCAGCGCCCAGCGAGGCGCUUCAUUCGGACUAGGGUGUCCGGUUUGAGACUUGCACAGCAGAGUCCACUCUCACUAUCCAGACUUAUUCUUUUUUUACUAUAAUUAUGUUAACUACUAAUCAACAUUUGAGCCCAUCGUUUUUGACACAAUUCAUUUUUUUUAAAGAAAUUGGACGACUUUGACAGGCAGAGCUGAGGGGUGUGGAGGUUUGACGGAGGUGUAACCACAUGAAGGGUUAAACACUUAUGAAGAAAAAAAAAAACAAUGAAGAAAAGAUGCAAAAAACAAAGAGGACAAACCCCCUCCCUAGGGAGAGAGGGACGCUUCCUCUCUGAACUCUCUGUGGCCUUGGAACGCUGUAGGACAACUACUUCCUUAGCUAUGGGAAGGAUAUUACUGCAAUAACUAGCAUAGAAAUAUUAACAGUAUAGAGAAAAGUAUAACUUAUAGCACUGUUUUUUUUUUUUUAAGUUCAUUGUCCAUUAUCACCACUCGCUGCCUGAGACGUCUGACUGAAAGAAAGCUUGACGGCGCCGACGACCACGAGACAGACUCCGGAAAAAGUCGACCCGAGUCAAGCGUGGUGGUUUUUACGAGACUCCACGCUCACGCUGGAUCGAGUUAGCAUAGCAUUGGCUCCAUAACAAUAGCAACAGGCUUCUUUAAGGAUUACAUACUGAUAGUGAAUGGUCUUUUAUAUCAGAGAAGUCCUUUCUUCUGCAGUAUCCUAUUGCGGGCCGAUCACACCAGAGAAAACCAUUGUUUUCCUGCCCUCCUCUCUUGUGCCGCUUUUUUGACCCUGCAUUCAAGUUAAAAUUUUCUAAAAAUUUGCACCCAGGCGCGGAGUCGCAUCGCUUUUAAAUGUCACAUUUUGCAGCCAAUCAAAUCAAGCAAGAGGCGGGCUUUUCUGUCCAAUUUACCACUGACUUCCUGUUUUGAUGCCGUUAAAUGUGGCAGGAACGGACAUUGAUGUUAGCAAUUUUUAAUUGGGAUGACUAUAUAAUAUUUCCCCUUCCUCUUGAUACAAAGGCAGAGCAUCAGCAUGAGCUCAAUGUCUGCAAUGAAUACAUUUUUUCCUGCCAGUUAUUAACAUUUGAUCGCCCACCUCGCUUUGCCAAAGGAGCGUUUUUAUAGCGUCCGCGCCCGUUGAGGAGACUCUCGGUGGUCUUGAGCUGAAGGAAGUGGAGCUCUCCAGCCUCGUAUAUAUCUGUCUCCACCUCGGCACGUCAAGCUUUUUUUUCCGUUGUAGUUGACUCUCAGAGCAGCCAAAACCCGGGAUGUUGCAUUUCUUGAGGGUUAUAUGUACUAAAGGGGUGGGGAAGGAGGGGGGGGGGUAUUUUCUGUGGAAGGAGGAGAGGCAGAACUCCCAGCACCUGUAUGAAGAGGCGUGGCUGUGCCAUGCUACUUCUUUGGUGUUGGGGUCCAUCUGUGUUUGGCUUCUUAAACAGGAAGUGGGUGUUAGGGGUGGGGUGGGAUGGGCAGAGUGAAGGGGGGGGGGCGUGAUGUCACCGUGGAAAGAGGGUGAUGAAUCACAGCUAAACUGGCACAUUUGUUUUUAACGGGAUGAUUUGGGGCUCUUUCCGCUGGCAGGGAGGGGCUCUCACCCGCCCAAUCACUCAUUGGCAAUGGAUGUGUGUGUGUCAGUGUGUGUGUGUGUGUGUGUGUGUGUGUGUGUGUGUGUGUGUGUGUGUGUCCUGUACACUCCUGUGCUUGUGUGUGUGCUUGUACAUGUACAUCUUGUGAGAUCGAAUGUGUGUUUGUGCCCUGUGAAAAAGAAACUCCCCUCUUAAUGAAGUGUGUGUCAAAGGAGACACUGUCAGCUGUGCCAAGUGUGUGUGUGUGUGUGUGUGUGUGUGUGUGUGUGUGUGUGUGUGUGUGUGUGUGUGUGUGUGUGUGAGAGCAGGUGGACGUUAUAAAAACUGUGGAUCUAAUAUUUUUUAUUCUCUUUAACCUUGUGUUUAUAUCCUGUCCUGUAUAAUCACUAACAGUUGUACAGAAACAGAACCUUUUAUUUUUAUUUACAGUUCAGAUCUCACUCCGCCAUGUUGCACAUCUUUCUCAGCGUAUAGUCCGUCCUAUCAUUUCACCAAGCCGUUCUCACUCUCUUUUUUUUCUCCAUUUUUUUUAUAAAUAUAUAAAUAAUGUAUAGAUCACUAAAGUUAACUGUGUAAGAUAUUGUUUCUUAACAUGUUUAGAUAUAUCCACUAUGAUUACAGACCUGUGUUCUUCACAAAAUGCUGCUUGAAAAGCAUCGAUUGACAGAUUUUUGUAUCUAGAAUAACUAUUGUAGAUUGUUAUAGCUACGUUUGUAAUAUGCAUUCAAAAAAAAAAUACACACACAAUUGUAUUAAAAAUUCAAUAUUAGUAUUUUUGUAUUGUCUCGUUUUUUUUGUACAAAGACAUAGAUGCAAUGCUGUUUUUUUCUGCUAAAUGUACUCUAAUACAUGUGCUUUUAAAUAAAAAGCUCA
Molecule: messenger RNA, 3825 nt
Organism: Anoplopoma fimbria (sablefish)
Lineage: Eukaryota; Metazoa; Chordata; Actinopteri; Perciformes; Anoplopomatidae
Gene: plpp3
Product: phospholipid phosphatase 3
Exons: 7
Coding region: 268-1206 (312 amino acids)
Biological process (GO): phospholipid dephosphorylation; canonical Wnt signaling pathway; phospholipid metabolic process
Molecular function (GO): phosphatidate phosphatase activity
Source: RefSeq, a predicted model, not a curated record